AUGAGCGAGCUGCACAACCCGGACCAGUCUUCGCGGGCUCUGUUCGAUCUGUGCCGCGUGCUUCUCAAGGGCAUAUACGGCGAGCUAUCGGCGGUUCUGGUGGGGUCUCUUCUGGACUAUGGGCGUCAGACGGCUGCUGAGCUCGCCAAAACCACCAAACUGCCGCUGUCAGCGGUGCACAGUGGUCUGGCGGCGCUGGUGCAGAACCGCUUUGUGCUGUACUGGGCCAACGACCGCAAAUCCGGGCGAGAUACAGACGACAUUGGCGAGUCCAGCUCCAUCCAUUACGUGGCCAACUGGAAGGAGAUUUACCAGGUGGUGCGGGCUGGCGGCAUGGUGGAUGCGGUGCGAAAGGACUUCGGCAAGGGCCCCGGCGGCAAAAGCAACCCCGAGUCGGGCGAGAGGUGUGCCGAGAUUGCCCAGAACCUGCUCGUGUACGGACACAUGCGGGUGGCCGACUACCUGGAAGCCACCCCCGAGCACGACCGAGACAGCGUGGAGGCCAGUAUCGCGGUGAUGCUGCGCAAACGGUUUCUGGUGCCCGUACAGGCGUGGCAGUUCAAGCCCGAGACAGAUCUCUACGCACGCAUGUUCAGAGACCACCUCAGUAAACUGCCUCUGUCCAUGGCCGAGUCUGCCCGAAAGAACCAGGCUGCGGUAAGCGCCAAAACGGAGCUCGAGCGCAUGCAGGAGGAGCGCAACUCGCUGAAUCUGGGAUUUGUGUCGGGCUCUGUGGCCCGAACUAAGGGCGUCCCUGUCCUGAACCGCGCCGAGAAGCUCGACCACCAGGCCGUGCUGUGUGCCAAUCCCGACAAGUUUCUGGUGAUUGCGCGAAACGAGGAGCUGGCCAAGCUGGCCGAGGAGCGAUGUGGCAAGACGGCGGCCGAGGUCUACAGACAGUGUCUCAGCAAGUACGUUGGCCGUCUGCAUUCUUGCACUCAAGACACUUCUCCAGGCGCUGAAUUCAACAUCACGUCGAUGGAGAUUGCCAAGACAAUCGAUCCUCGCCUGGACGGUCUUAGACCGCGAGGAAAGGGAUCACGAUCCGUUUCUCCCCGGCCGCAGAGCAAACGAGUCAAGACUGAAGAGGGAUAUACAAAGACUGGAGACUAUGACGAGAAGGAGGUGGACGUUGAAGAAGAUAUGGAAGAGGAGUUGUCGGGCGUUGCUUUAGCAACAGCAGUAUCCAAACAAAUGCAGAUUUUGGCAGCCUCACCGCUCAAGUUUGUGCAGAGCGUGGGCACCAAGGGCGGAGGAGAGUGGUACGUCAACUUCAAAGAGGCUACCGAGUGCCUGCGGGGCGCGCGAUACGAGCAGAUCAUUCAGUGGAAGUACGGCCGCGUGGCCAAGCGGUUGCUGCGAGCUGUCAAGGACAAGGGCAAGGUGGACGAAAAGCUGCUGACCAAUAUUGCGCUGUUGCCCGUUAAGGAGAUUCUCAACCACCUGCACGACUUGCAUUCUGUCGGCGCUCUGGACGUGCAAGAGCUGCCUCGAACCGCCGACAGAGCUGCGUCUCGAACCAUUUUUCUGUGGCAUCAUAGAGCCAACCGGGCAUACUCGCUCAUUUCACAGGACAUUUACAAGUCUUUGUCGCGCUGUUUCGAGCGGGUGGCUGCCGAGCGUGCCAAGCUGCCCAUUCUGCUGAGCAAGCUGCAGCGAGAGGAUGUCAAGGGACACGAAGAUGAAUUUCUGACCGAGCAGGAAAAGGCGGAUCUCAAGGGACUGAGAAUGAGAGAGGAGAAGCUGCUGGUGCAGAUGAACAGGUUGGAUGGUUUGAUUCGGGUAUUUAGAGAUUACUAG
Molecule: messenger RNA, 1800 nt
Organism: Yarrowia lipolytica CLIB122
Lineage: Eukaryota; Fungi; Ascomycota; Dipodascomycetes; Dipodascales
Biological process (GO): DNA-templated transcription
Cellular component (GO): RNA polymerase III complex
Molecular function (GO): single-stranded DNA binding
Source: RefSeq, a predicted model, not a curated record